AUGACAAGAUGUGUCAUUUUUGAUCGAGCAUCGAGUUUAAGCUGCAAUGUUGCCUCUCAGCUGAAAGUAAUGAGUUUUAACCUUCGCACGUCGAUGGCCAACGACCCAUGCCCAAGCGGUUGCUGGGAGCAACGCAAGUUUAGAGCCAAGAAGCUUGUGCAGCACUACAAUCCUGAUCUUGUUGGUACCCAAGAAGGAGCCCCUGACCAAAUCAAGUAUUUUCAAGAUAAUCUUCAAUUUGCGAGUACGGGCGACUGUGCGGGUGAAUGUCAGUGGAAUGAGCGCAACAGUAUAUUCUACAAGCGCGAACGCUGGGAACUGCUGGAGACUUCAACGUUUGCAUUGAGUGACACCCCUGAUGUACUACCAUCAAAUACGUGGAAUCUUCAAUAUCUGCGCGCCGGAGUCAUAGCGCGUUUUCGCGAUAAAAGUACACGUCAUGUCGUAUGCAUGCUGAACACGCAUUUUGACAUUAAUCGUGGUCAGCCUGAAUCGUCAGUGUUGGUCGCAAAGCGGCUGAGUCAGCUGUGUCAGUCGAAAGACACGGUGCUUAUGACUGGGGAUCUGAAUACUGCUCCUCAGAGCUCAUCCAUCCAGUACCUUGCGAAUCAGGGUCCAAUUGAUGGGCAUUAUACUCCUAUCCCUAUGUAUGACACGCUGACUGCUUCGGGCGCUGGAGGGCCUACUUGGAUUGGAUCAUCAUUUGGAAACAAGCCGGAGGGUAACAAAUUUGACUAUAUAUUCUCUCGUCGUGACGACCACACUUGUUUACGUAAUGGUACAAUUUUGGUUGACUUAUUUGACGGGUAUUCGAGUUCAGACCAUGCAGUAGUUUUGUCGGAAUUUUGCCUUGGAACAAAAUGCUCGAGUUGUAUCGCGUAA
Molecule: messenger RNA, 882 nt
Organism: Plasmopara halstedii
Lineage: Eukaryota; Oomycota; Peronosporomycetes; Peronosporales; Peronosporaceae
Product: Endonuclease/exonuclease/phosphatase
Exons: 3
Coding region: 1-882 (293 amino acids)
Molecular function (GO): 3'-5'-RNA exonuclease activity
Source: RefSeq, a predicted model, not a curated record